AUGACGAGGACCGUUGUGGUGCCAGUGGUGAAAAACAAAACAGGAGACAUAUGCGAUAAAUGCAACUAUAGGUCAGUCUCUCUGGUAACUAUAAUCGCUAAAGUACUUGACGAUUUCCUUAACUCACAAUUAGACACGUAUCUAAAUUUAUAUGAAAACCAGUUUGGAUUUAGACCGGGGCUUUCUACUGAAAGUGCUAUUCUGUCUUUGAAGCGAACUGUCAGGUACUACGAACAUCGAAAUACACCUGUUUAUUGGUGUUUCCUCGACCUGUCAAAAGCAUUUGACUUGGCGUGUUAUGACAUCCUACGGCAGAAGCUAAAUGACAUUUGUAUGCCUGCCGAACUUACAGAUAUUGUCAAUUACUGGUACCACAAUCAAAUCAAUGUUGUAAGAUGGGGUGGAAAAUUUUCUGAGCCAUACCCGUUGGAAUGCGGUGUGAGCCAGAUAGGGCUAUCCUCGCCCAAGCUGUUCAACUUAUACAUAAACGCACUUAUAGGAGAGCUGAGCGGUGCCCGUCUCGGCUGCUAUAUUGACGGCAUAUAUAUCAACAAUAUUAGCUACGCAGACGACAUGUUACUGCUGAGCGCUUCUGUCUGUGGUCUAACGAAACUGAUAAGUAUCUGUGAAAGAUAUGCGGCUAGCCAUCGUUUAAAAUAUAACAUAACUAAAAGUGAAUGCAUGGUAUUUAAGGUUAAACACAAAUGUCUGCCAAAUAUUCCACCUGUUCUGUUAAACGGGAGUCCACUGAAGAGAGUGGAUCAGUUUCAGUAUCUAGGGCAUUUAGUAACAUCAGACAUCAACGACAACGCCAAUGUUGAAUGA
Molecule: messenger RNA, 825 nt
Organism: Hyposmocoma kahamanoa
Lineage: Eukaryota; Metazoa; Arthropoda; Insecta; Lepidoptera; Cosmopterigidae
Exons: 1
Coding region: 1-825 (274 amino acids)
Source: RefSeq, a predicted model, not a curated record